UAGACUUUUCUUAGUGGCAUCGGAGUCAUCCUGCUUCCUGUAUCCUCUUUGCCACAAACCGACAGAUUGUACACAAUCAUCAUGGCGACGCAGGAUGGAGAUGAAGGAGCCGUAAUGGACACUGAGACUGAGGCAAAGCCAACAGAAGCAGAGGCAUUUGGUGAAAAUGUGGAAAAGGCCGAUGCAGAAUCUACAUCUCUCACAGAUGCAGGAAAUGCCACAACUCAGGACUCUAGUAUUAGCAAUGGCGACGACGCAGACGACAAGCAGGAGACGGUGGACUUGAAGAUUAUCUGGAACAAGAACAAAUACGACCUGAAAAUUCCUGUCGACAGUACCGGAGCCAAGCUAAAAGAGAGGAUCCAUGCACUCACUGGUCUUCCACCAGCAAUGCAGAAAGUGAUGUACAAAGGACUGCUUCCAGAGGAUAAGACGCUACGUGACAUAAAGGUUACAAACGGGGCAAAAAUAAUGGUGGUCGGAUCUACAAUAAAUGAUGUAUUAGCUGUAAACACACCGAAAGAGGUUAUUCAGCAGGAAGUUAAAGCCGAGGAAAACAAGAAAGAGCCCUUAUGCAGGCAAAAGCAACACAGGAAAGUACUGGACAAAGGUAAACCAGAAGAUAUAAUGCCAUCUAUCAAAGGAACAAAGGAACGAUUACCAACAGUGCCUUUAUCCGGAAUGUUUAACAAAUCCGGAGGAAAAGUAAGACUCACAUUCAAACUGGAGCAAGAUCAGUUGUGGAUCGGAACAAAAGAGAGAACAGAGAAAGUUCCAAUGGGCUCUAUUAAAAAUGUAGUGUCCGAACCCAUCGAAGGCCAUGAGGACUAUCACAUGAUGCAAUGGGAGCGCCUUGUGCAAGCAGCAGUCACAGGAUUCCGACGACCCAAAUGAUUCUGACCACAGAAUCCUGCUUUUCAAAAUUCCUGUGAAUCCAUGGAGUACUCCUGUAUCCUCUCAACUACGAAGAAGCAGAGAGUUCCAGCAAAGCCGAGGAUGACCAGAAGCAGGAGCUGCCACGUUAGCAGAAGGUAGCCGCUGUAGAAGAACGCCACUGCUGCACUCACAGACUAACAGGAAACAUAAAUUUUAUUGUUGGUUAUGAGAAGAAAGAACUGCAAGCUUUGCAACAUCUCAUCUGUAGCCAUGUUUGUCCAACUGUGGAACAUGUUACACGGAUGGUAUUUGAGCUACCUCUAGUGGUACUCAGAAGAAAUCUUGGCAUUAAUUACAAAGUAAAUAUGUGCAAAUUAGCUGUGACAAAGUGAACUACAGUGCACUAGGAACAGUUUGCUAGGCAUGAUGUAUGUUUUUUUUGUUGUUUUUUUUUCUACUUUGCUCUGAAGUUAGAACAUGGAUCUGACAAAGACAUCAAACCCAACUUAACCAUGUUGGAGUUCCAUGUUCCAAAAUGGAUGUAUCGGUUGAUUGAUUUACUUUUUAUUUACAGUGGUUAUCACUAACUUUCAUGUGAAAGGCAGCCAUGUUGAAUUUUAGGGUCAGGGUUGGUGAGAGUCCAUCACUUUUCCUCGACGCCAUUUUGAAUUACAUGACAGUUGAGAAUUUCCAUGGAUAUGUUAUUUUCAGAUUUACUACAGUUUUAAAAUGUCUUGACAAAAUUGUGGUAAAGUUUGGGAACCACUGGACUAGAAAGACAAGUCUGUUUGAAUGACGUAGCAUCUUCUCAUUUGUCAGAUUAAAUGUAACUUUUGAAAAUAAUAUUUAAGAACGUAUUAAAUAUACUUUUAACUAAGCCCA
Messenger RNA from Xiphophorus hellerii (green swordtail), 1758 nucleotides. Its product is annotated as ubiquitin domain-containing protein UBFD1-like. The record is from RefSeq and is a predicted model, not a curated record. The transcript is spliced from 8 exons. Lineage: Eukaryota; Metazoa; Chordata; Actinopteri; Cyprinodontiformes; Poeciliidae. Bases 82 to 894 code for a protein of 270 amino acids. Gene Ontology annotation, molecular function: RNA binding; cadherin binding.